Molecule: messenger RNA, 759 nt
Organism: Bacidia gigantensis
Lineage: Eukaryota; Fungi; Ascomycota; Lecanoromycetes; Lecanorales; Ramalinaceae
Exons: 2
Coding region: 1-759 (252 amino acids)
Source: RefSeq, a predicted model, not a curated record
AUGCAGCUCAGCAGUCAAGAGCAGAUCAAUUACUGUAUUCUGCGAGACAGUAUAGCAGACCCUGUCAUAGCAAGAUCAAUUGGGUUGGAAAAUAAAAGCCGGAAAAAGGGCAGCAAGAAGAAACACUCUCCAGCUUUGGAUAGUCCGACAGAAUCGAAUGAUGAUGCUGCAGACUUAGCAGACUUCAUUGAUUAUCUUGCCACCGAAGUGUUUGCUGCCCUUCCACUCGAACUCCGAGACAUAUCCUAUGCCACUAUCAACAAUGAUAGCAUACUGGCCUCACAAUAUGAUGUCCCGCUGCUCCCUGAAACGUUCGCCUACCUGAUCACUGUCAUUCCCUCCUCAGUGGUCGAUUCGCUUGUAGCAUACUCCUUUUUGCCAUCCUCGGAUGAUAUACCGAACUUUCUCCUCCCACUGCUAGAGGAAUACAUCAGCGGGGCUGUGAAAGCUCCACAUCCAAACGAUCCUGCUAAGCGAGCAACAGCUUGCGAGAUCUGCGAGCGUGACUGGAUACCCCUCACGUACCACCACUUGAUCCCUCGUCAAGUGCAAGCAAAAGCCAUCAAACGAGGCUGGCACGAAGAGUGGCGCUUGGAAAGCGUAGCAUGGCUGUGUAGGGCAUGUCAUAGCUUCGUCCACAGACUAGCGACCAAUGAGGAGUUGGCAAAGCAGUGGUGGAGCAUCGAGAAGCUGAUGGACCGGGAGGACAUCCAAACUUGGGCAAAAUGGGUUGGAAGGGUGAGAUGGAAAUCAAAAUGA